Molecule: messenger RNA, 1231 nt
Organism: Mycetomoellerius zeteki
Lineage: Eukaryota; Metazoa; Arthropoda; Insecta; Hymenoptera; Formicidae
Product: innexin inx2
Exons: 5
Coding region: 7-1137 (376 amino acids)
Biological process (GO): phototransduction
Cellular component (GO): plasma membrane; gap junction
Molecular function (GO): gap junction channel activity
Source: RefSeq, a predicted model, not a curated record
AUAACCAUGCUGGACCUCUUCACACCUAUUAAAUGCCUUCUGCAGAAAGAAUCCAUUCGUGUCGACAAUGUCGUCUUCAGGCUACACUCGCGCGUCACUGUUCUCCUACUGCUCGUUUGCACGAUUCUCGUAACUGCUAAGCAAUACAUCGGCGAACCGAUUUCUUGCAUGACCGAUGCUUCCAUCGGUAUGAAUUCUGCUAACCUUUAUACCCGUAUUCAUAACAAAGAUCCCGUAAAUGCGUAUUGCUGGAUCUACAGCACAUUCACGGUAUCCCGACAUCUGAAAGGUAUUCCUGGACGGGAUGUAGCGAGUGCUGGUGUAGGACAGGCCCUUCCGGAUGACGAAGCCCGUCAUCAUCGAUAUUAUCAGUGGGUAUGCUUCGUUCUCGGCUUACAAGCCAUUUCUUUUUACGUGCCGCGCGCGUUAUGGGGCAUCUGGGAGAGAGGAACCAUAAGUCUUCUUUCGCGGGAUCUUGCGUCUCCCUUUCUAAGAGAUGUCUGGACCGAGGAGAGGAAGCAGCAGCUCGUCGAAUAUUUCACCAAAACGAAUCUGCACGGUCACAAUUUCUACGCCAUGCGUUUUUUUGGGUGCGAGCUCUUGAACUUCUUAAAUUCGAUAGGACAGAUAUAUCUGUUGGAUAUAUUUCUGGAGGGACAGUUUAGGCGAUACGGACCCAUGGUGAGCGCAUUCCUCACCGAGGAAAGUCCUCACGAAAGGAUCGACCCUAUGGCGCGAUUGUUUCCGAAGGUGACCAAGUGUACGAUUCACACAUUCGGGCCCGCGGGUUCCGUGCAAACUCACGAUGCUUUGUGCGUGCUUCCGCUGAACGUGGUGAACGAGAAGAUCUUCGUCGUUCUCUGGUUCUGGCUAGUGUUUCUUGCGGGCGUCGGUUGCCUCGCAGUAAUCUAUAGGAUUAUUGUGUUUUCUCAAGUAUGGGCGAGAGUGUAUCUUCUACGAGGUGCAGUUCGCAGGCUCGAGAAAUCUAAGGCUGAGCGUGUUGUACGAGUAUUCCAUUUCGGCGAUUGGUUCCUAUUGCACCAACUUGCACAGAACGUCAAUCCUAUCGUGUACAUGGAGCUGGUUAACGAGAUAGCGAAAGCCUUCACGACUAAGAGUUUCGCGGACUUCAUCUAGAUCCCCUCGAUCUCGCCUAAGUAGCAUUACACGGAAUUCAAUUUACGAAGCUCAAAAUGUUUUUAUAAAUAUAAACGUUCAAUGAGUAUUCUGA